AUGCCUGUCAAGAUAGUUCUUGGCUCCCAAUGGGGAGACGAAGGUAAAGGGAAAUUGGUCGACAUUCUGUGUGCCAGUGCCUCCAUGUGCUGCCGCGCAGCUGGUGGAAAUAAUGCAGGUCACACAAUUGUGGUCAACGGGAUCACCUAUGACUUUCACAUCCUCCCCAGCGGCCUGAUCAAUCCCUCUUGCAAACUCAACCUCAUUGGUGCAGGUUGCGUUGUCCAUUUACCUUCAUUCUUCAAGGAGCUUGGCGCGCUGGAGCAGAAGGGCUUGCAAGAAGUCAGGCAGAGAGUCAAGAUCAGUGAUCGUGCACAGGUGUGUUUUGAUCUGCAUUGUGCUGUUGAUGGGAUCAGCGAAGAGAUCCUACGGAGCAAAGAUGCCAAGAGCAUGAUUGGUACCACAAAAAAGGGAAUUGGCCCAUGCUACAGUGACAAGGUCGGCAGAAGAGGUGUUACAAUGGCUAUGCUGAUAAGUGAGAACGGACAAUGGGAGAAGAGGUUGAGAACGUUACAUCAGACCUACACAGGCACCUACGGUUCAGAUGCUUUGAGCCACUACGAUUUGGAAGCAGAGAUAGCAAGAACGAAAGACUUCAGACAGGAGCUGAUCAAAGGGGACUACAUCAUUGAUGCCACUCCACUGCUUUCGAAAACGAUUGGUAAUAAUGGUAGAGCCAUCACGACAAGCUCACAAUUUCAACAGUCUCCAGACCAGGCAGCCAAAACUUUGGAGAGCAACGGCGACACUCCAGCCGCUGGAAGUGAACUCUUCUCAAAUGUGCUUAUCGAAGGCGCGAACGCACUUCUGCUCGACAUCGAUCACGGAACUUACCCUUACGUGACAAGCAGCAAUACUGGGCUAGGCGGUGUAUUCACAGGUCUGGCUGGUCUUUCGCCUUUGUCACUCAACCAUCCUGAUAGCAGCAUCAUUGGAGUAGUGAAAGCAUACACGACCAGGGUCGGUAGCGGGCCUUUCCCAACCGAGCUCGGUACGGAAGUUGCUAACGUGUCAACCGAGGACGCACAUUCUGGUGACCAAUUGCAAUCGAUUGGUCGAGAAUUUGGCGUUACUACAGGCCGGAAGAGACGAUGCGGUUGGCUUGAUCUGGUUCUCGUCAAAUAUUCGUGCCAGGUGAACUGCUAUACUCACCUCAAUUUCACAAAACUCGAUGUGUUAGAUACAUUCCCUGAAAUUCGCGUGGCGAUGAGCUACAAAGAUCGUCGGACUGGUCAAACAAUAUCUGGCUUUCCUGCCGACAUAGAUCUGAUUGCGAAUGAGAAUCUGGACAUUGUUUACAAGACUUUUGAAGGCUGGCAAACGGAGACAACAGGUACGAGGGAGUGGGAUCAACUGCCCGACAAAGCCAAGGCGUAUAUUGAGUUCGUAGAACAGGAGGUUGGGGUGCCGAUCAAGUGGAUUGGCACAGGACCUCGAAGGGAGGAUAUGGUCGUGAGGUGA
This is a messenger RNA of Lithohypha guttulata, 1461 nucleotides long. RefSeq names its product Adenylosuccinate synthase (gene ADE12). The record is from RefSeq and is a predicted model, not a curated record. The transcript has a single exon. Bases 1 to 1461 code for a protein of 486 amino acids. Gene Ontology annotation, biological process: 'de novo' AMP biosynthetic process; IMP metabolic process. Gene Ontology annotation, cellular component: cytoplasm. NCBI's taxonomy places the organism in Eukaryota, Fungi, Ascomycota, Eurotiomycetes, Chaetothyriales, Trichomeriaceae. Gene Ontology annotation, molecular function: GTP binding; adenylosuccinate synthase activity.